GUUGAUAAGCAUGUCAAAACAAAAACGAAGACCUCCAAAAUCUCCAUUUUCAAUGCCAAAUCUUCCAAUAAUUCAAGGAUAUACUCAACUCUCACCAUCUUCAUCCUCAACUCCAUCUUCAACUCCAAUUAUUUCACCGGGAUUUUCAAUCUCUUCUUCAUGUAGUGCGAAUUCAUGUCCAAGUGUGGAUCCACUUGAAAAUGGAUUAGAGGUUGAUCUUCCACCAAUGUGUAAUGAAGAAGCUAACAAAAAUUUAGAAGAUGAAGAUGAAGAUGAAGAUGAAGAAGAUGAAGAUGAAAAAGAAGAUGAAGGCGAAGAAGAAAAUCUAAAUGAAGAUGAAGUGUUAAUUUGA
Amaranthus tricolor (Joseph's coat) is the source of this 352-nucleotide messenger RNA. RefSeq lists its product as uncharacterized. The transcript has 2 exons. The coding region runs from base 11 to 352 and encodes 113 amino acids. NCBI's taxonomy places the organism in Eukaryota, Viridiplantae, Streptophyta, Magnoliopsida, Caryophyllales, Amaranthaceae. The record is from RefSeq and is a predicted model, not a curated record.